AUGAGAGAUCAGAUAGACCUGCUGGCCACUGUCACGGUUUUGGGAGUCCUGGAGCAAGCCUACUUUGCACUGCAGGUGAUCCAUGCCCGGCGGAAGCACAAGAUCUCCCCCCCAGAGACCACAGGGCACCCUGAAUUUGAGCGGAUCUUCAGAGCUCAGGCAAAUUGCUCAGAGUACUUCCCGAUCUUCAUCUCCCUCCUCUGGGUUGCUGGAAUCUUCUUCCAUCAAGGUGUGGUUGCAGUGUGUGGGCUGCUCUACCUCUACACUCGCUUCAGGUACUUCCAGGGGUACGCCGUGGCUGCGCAGGAACGGUUGGGGCCUCUGUACGCCAGUGCCCGGCUGCUCUGGCUGCUGCUCGGGCUGGCAGCGGCUGGGCUCCUGGCACACUUCCUGCUGACCCUCUCCUCUGCAACAGCAUGGCCCCUCCAGCUGCUCCGUGCCUGGUGA
Molecule: messenger RNA, 447 nt
Organism: Indicator indicator
Lineage: Eukaryota; Metazoa; Chordata; Aves; Piciformes; Indicatoridae
Gene: LTC4S
Product: leukotriene C4 synthase
Exons: 5
Coding region: 1-447 (148 amino acids)
Biological process (GO): leukotriene biosynthetic process
Cellular component (GO): endoplasmic reticulum; membrane; nuclear envelope
Molecular function (GO): leukotriene-C4 synthase activity; enzyme activator activity; glutathione peroxidase activity
Source: RefSeq, a predicted model, not a curated record